CGCAGAAGUGAGCGUGUCCGUGACGAGUGACAGGGGUGAAAACAACGGGUGACUUAACAGAUAUGCACAUUUCCGUGAUAUAUGCAUAGAUCAUUGGUUGUACCUCUUGCGUAUCGAUACUGUUCAGAAGCACUGAUUCCAAAUGUCAUUGCUUGAAGUAAACGUAAAUAAAAAUAUUUUCUGCUACUUGCAAUACAACGUAUAUCUCAUUUGUUUAGAAACUGUCUAAUGUUCGAGUUGAACUUUCGGCGACUGGCGUUACCUGUAAUGAUGUCCCUUGAAUUAGACAGUUGAAUUGUUAAAACCAGAAGCUUGUUUAAGAAAAUGAAACGUUAUCUCUCAAGUAUGCAUCUCCAUAACCUCUCAACCGUCCACCUGUCUGCCUUGUAUAUUUGGUCUGAUCAUUACAAAAUGCGUGGUUUUCCGGCAAACCACCAAUACAAAGGCCCCUUAACAUUUUAAGAUUGUUUACUUAAACUAAGGAUAAUAAAGUCAUACGCUAGAUCUUACUUAUGGAUUUUCACUGUCUUAACGUAAACUAGAUUUUAAGCUACACCCGAAGACCUUCUGUUUGCCCCGCAAGUAGUACAGGUAAAACGGAUAGCUUUACUGUUUAUAUCUGUUAAGUUACAUCAUUUCGCAUCUUAAAAUAUCUACGUUACUUGCAGUUCUGCAAUGAAGUGGUACAUCACACUUUGUUUUACGAUUUUUUAAGUGAUAUCGGUUAGUAAAUAAUAUUAAACCGUAAAAACUUUUUAAGUUGUUGGUAAGUUUUCCACCUUUUACCUAUUUGCUUUCUAUUUCGGAGACAGAAAGUUUUCAGGUAACCCCAAAGCAUUAUUACUACAAAUUACAGCAAUAUACUCCGCUAGUCCGCUUAUAAUGUUAACAACCUUAUAGCUGCUGCGAUAACUUUUCAUCCCACAGUGCAGAGCGCGGCAGCUGGGUGCCUUUCAGUAUCCCAACAUGCACCUCGUCAAACUGAAUGGCUGGAAAACAAGAUGGCUUGUAAUGCAAGUGCUCUUAGGAAUCUUUUUGAGUGUCCCUCUUGGGCUGGAAAACCUCCACCAGGUCUACAUUUGGAUGUAAUCAAAGGUGACAAGCUUGUUGAGAAAUUAAUUAUAGAUGAGAAGAAGUAUUACCUGUUUGGCCGGAAUCCUGAUGUGUGUGACUUUACUAUUGAUCAUCAGUCCUGCUCUCGAGUCCAUGCUGCGCUUGUCUACCAUAAACAUCUGAAGCGAGUCUUUCUCAUUGAUCUCAACAGCACGCAUGGCACAUACCUGGGUCGAAUUCGUUUGGAGGCUCACAAGCCACAGCAGAUCCCCAUUGAUUCCACAGUUUCAUUUGGUGCUUCUACAAGAUUGUAUACUUUACGAGAAAAGCCACCGACUGUUCCUUCUGCAGUGAAAGGAGAGGAGAAGACUGGAGAAGAUGAAGAGCUGAAGGGUCUGCUCGGCCUCCCUGAAGAGGAGACUGAACUUGAUAAUUUAACAGAAUUUAACACAGCUCACAACAAGAGAAUUUCUACUCUAACAAUUGAGGAAGGAAAUCUUGAUAUUCAGAGACCUAAAAGGAAACGUAGGAAUUCCAAGGUGUCAUUUAGUGAAGAGGAUGAGAUCAUAAAUCCAGGAAUAGAACAAAUUAGUUACUUGGAUAUCCUAUUAAUCAAUGAUAGAAUUAAUGGUAAAUAUAAAAGUUUAAUUUUUAGAAAGCAAACAUAUUCUAAUUCUCUGUUGCACUUUUCAAGUAACCACCCAUUUCACCAGAAAAAAGCGGUAAUAAAAGGGCAGUUAGUCCGUGCAGCACGCAUGGUUUCUGAUGGUCAUGAUUAUGAAAAGGAAUGCAAUCGUCUUAUGAAUAUGUUUUUAAUCAGAGGAUAUCCUUUCAAAUUAGUCUCAGAUAUAAUAGCUGAGGUCACAGCUAAACGAAAUGAAGGCUUAUAUCUUCCUUUAUUAAGCCAUAACUACAUUUUAGAAUCUAAUGGUGAGCUCAUUUUAGAUAAUAAUCCCAAUAAAAUUGAAAAUAAGAAAGAGGAAACUAAUAAUAACUAUAGAAUCAGUUUCUUACAUACGUAUUCCUUGGAUUUUAAAGAAAUCAAGGAAAUACUUUUUAAAAAUUGGGACGUAUUAAAAAAUGAUAGAUUCCUAAUGAAUUUAUUAGGUGAAGUCCCUAGGAUUACUUAUAGGAGGGAUGAUAAUUUAAAGACCAUAUUGCAAAGAAGCAAGAUUAAGAAUCAUACAAAUAGGGAAUAUGGGAUGUUUAAAUGUGGCUUUUGUGCCCAAUGUAAAUUUAUCAAGAAAAAGAGGACAGAAGGCCAAGGAGGACAGAGUCUUGAGGAUUCUGCAGGAAAACGGUUACAGAAUGCUGCCUUCAAUAGUGGACUUUAUAGUGGCCUUCCACCAAGUAGUAGUGAGUCAGGACCUCAGCCACUCAGUCCUCAUGGAACAGCAAUUGUUGGUGGUCUGCCCAUACCAUUUCCCAAUCUUGCUCCAGAUGUAGAUCUUGCUCCUGCUGUAGUGCAAACAGCAGUGACUAUAAAUCCAACACCAUCUCAAGUGCCCUUCAACACAGAAACUGUAAAUGAACCCAAGAAGAAGAAAUAUGCCAAGGAAGCUUGGCCCGGGAAGAAGCCCACUCCAUCUUUACUGAUUUGAUUCUGGUUUCCUGAAACAAGAGUGAACAUAUUUUGUGUGCACACAGCUUGUCUUUUUGCUUCUUGAAACAAUAGAACUUGUAAAGUGCAGUAAGCUGAACAGUGAUGUAAAUAGGUACCAGGUGUGUGACAGAACUCCAGCAUGUAAAAGGAAAUGAAGCAGUGAUGGGACCCUAAAUGGAAUUCUUUCCCGACCUCUAGUAAUUUUAAGUUGUAUUAUAUUUUUAUAUAACAAAAUUGCAUCCUCUCUUCAGUUAAAUUGGCCUGUGUAAUGAAUGUCCUAGAAUGUCCAUUGUUCAUAGAAAACUCAAAGAAAUGUCCAUUGUUUAUAGGGGAAAAAAACAGAGAAUUAACCCCCAGGUGUUUUUUUUUUAUACAAGUAGGUCAUUGUUGGUUACACUUUCAUCCCGUUUUGUAUGCGUUAAGCUAUGUUUUUUAAUUUGUCUAACUUAAAUUAGUAAUAUUUAGUAGGAUUUCCUUGUGCAGCACAUUCCUGUCGCCUGCAGUUUGCAGAACAGAUUAUGUGCAUUUAAAUAUAUUGUAAUUUUGCAUUCUUAGUGAGUGGCGCUGAAGGGAGGGACCUUGUACAUAGUGUUGUUGAUAUGUUGGAGGUUUAUAUGAGCUUUGUACAGACGUUUGUACAGUUGUGUAAUAGAUUUUUUAACAAUUAUCUGUUAUAGAUUUCUAUCUGUAAUACAGAGUAAAUGAAAUUUCA
Messenger RNA from Protopterus annectens (West African lungfish), 3368 nucleotides. It is a transcript of the gene PPP1R8, whose product is annotated as protein phosphatase 1 regulatory subunit 8. Gene Ontology annotation, cellular component: nuclear speck. Gene Ontology annotation, molecular function: protein serine/threonine phosphatase inhibitor activity; mRNA binding; protein binding. The transcript has 7 exons. NCBI's taxonomy places the organism in Eukaryota, Metazoa, Chordata, Ceratodontiformes, Protopteridae. Bases 1002 to 2654 code for a protein of 550 amino acids. The record is from RefSeq and is a predicted model, not a curated record.